This is a messenger RNA of Lotus japonicus, 1846 nucleotides long. Its product is annotated as elongator complex protein 4-like. Bases 839 to 1702 code for a protein of 287 amino acids. The record is from RefSeq and is a predicted model, not a curated record. Gene Ontology annotation, biological process: tRNA wobble uridine modification. Gene Ontology annotation, cellular component: transcription elongation factor complex; cytoplasm; elongator holoenzyme complex. Lineage: Eukaryota; Viridiplantae; Streptophyta; Magnoliopsida; Fabales; Fabaceae. The transcript has 10 exons.
GCGUGAUUGUCUGAUUGUCAAUUGAGAUACGUUGUUGUUGUUGUGUUAGUUUGUCAAUUUGUUUAUCUUUGGGAAUCAAUUUGUUCUUCAGAGAAUUCACCUGUUCAAUUUGUUUAUCCUAGUUUCUUGUUUUCAAGAUUUUCCCCUUCCCAUGGAUAUUGAGUAACUGUUACGGUUUGUCUGAGGUUUUUGGGGGCAACAUUUUUUUUGCAAUUAUUUGCUGUGUGGCUAUUGGAAAACUGUUAAUGAUGUAUUUAGAAUGGAGUGCUAUUUGGAACAUGAGUAUUGUGAUAUCAGUGUUGGAUGGUGUAUAUGGUAUUGGAGCAUUCAGAGUUUCAUACUUCUUCAGCAGAGGUAUGAAUGGAUGCAGCGUGUUUAAAUGCUGGGAGGCUCUGUCAUCUAAAUUUCAAUUGGCAUGGUGCGGACUAGAAGUGCAUCUUGAAUUCAUGAAGCUUUGUUAUACAUUGUUGGGAUUCAUUAGUGAUAUUCGGGACAUGGUCUUGACAGCAAUAUGAUAUGUGGCUUUUAAUUGUGAGGAUCUAUGUGAGAAGAAGGUUGAUAGUUUUGCAGGGUUCAUUCUUGGGCAUUUGGCAGAGUUGCGUUAGCUUAAUUGGUUGGUGAAUUUCCAUGGCUGGAAUUGCUGGUGUUAGGAAUUAGCUUUGGCAUUUGAAGAUGGUAUAGACUAUAGUGCUCCUUGGAGGGAUCAUAGUGGGCAUAUUUUAAAGUGUAGAGUUGAUGCAGAAUGGCUGCAACCAGGCCUCGAGCAAGUAGUUUUUCUCGCAAUGUGUCAACUGUAACGUCUUAGAAUCCGGGGCUCAAGCAUGGCCCUAACGGGACGAUGUUCAUCUCAUCUGGGAUUCCGGAUCUUGACAAGAUUUUAGGUGGUGGUUUUUCUCUCGGUAGCCUUGUCAUGAUUAUGGAAGAUGCUGAGGCACCGCAUCAUAUGCUUCUAUUGAGAAAUUUUAUGUCUCAAGGACUUGUACACAGACAGCCGCUCUUGUAUGCUAGUGCAUCUAGAUACCCUAAAGGAUUUCUCGGCACUUUGCCUAGCCCAGGGACAUCGAAAGAUCUUGGCCAUGAAAAGGAUCUGAGAAUUGCUUGGCAGUACAAGAAGUACUUUGGUGAGCCUCAGCUAAAUGUCAACUCUAAUAAUGGUGGUCAGCACGAUUACUGCAAUGAUUUUGACUUGCGAAAGCCCUUGGAUAGGCAUUUUUUUGGUGGCAUGAAUGUAGAUUGUGUUAGCUUCCAAGAUUCUCCAAACCGUGCUACUCUUCAAGAUCGUUGUGCUGGAUUUCUCGCUCAAUGCUCAAGAAAUGAAGGCGACACUUUCUCUGCUGGUCGUAUUGCAAUUCAAUCAUUCUGUUCUCCACAGUGUAAAUAUGCAAACAAUGAGUGGCAUAUUCUUUCCUUUAUUAGGUCACUAAGAGGCAUGACCCGUUCUUCAAAUAUUGUUGUUGUUGUAACAUUUCCACCUUCACUUCUAUCUCCAUCUUGUUCAAAAAGAUUGCAGCAUAUGGCGGACGCCUUGCUAUCUGUCAAAGCAAUUCCAGAUGAGGACAAGGAACUGGCGAAACUCCUCACUGGUUACCAAGACAUGGUUGGGUUUUUAAAUGUGCAUAAAGUUGCACGGUUAAAUACACAGGUUCCUGUGAUUCUUGAGGCCACAACACUCUCAAUAAAGUUACAGAGAAGCCCCGGUUGACGGUUCAAGCGGGAGUUCGUAUGGCACAUCGGGUGGCUGUUCUGGGUCAACUAAAGCUGGGUCACUUGAUUUUUAGAUUAUACCUUGUUUAUCACUUAAAAUUGCACCACCAUAUAAACCCAGCAAUAGUCUUAGCUCGUGAAA